CAGAGCCCCCGGGCUGAACUACAGAGCCCCGGUACGCCGGAGGAUAAACAGAAUGUAUUUGCAAACUACUGGGCAGCCCAGGAUUCUGACCCCGCUGUCCUCCGUCCCACUCUCUAGCUCUCCUUCUGGAACUCUGGUGCCUGCGGCUAGGCUAGGCUCUGUCUCCGGUUGGGGCGUGAAGGGAAACGUUACCCGAACUGGGGCUGCAGCGUGGCCAAGUCCUAGCUUUAGGGUCCGGGGAGGCAGGGGCCGCAUCCAGCACAGAACCUGCUCUCCACCCGCCCCCCAAAACUCCCCAGUCUCGAUCUCAACCGGCGUUAAAAGCCGGUUCGGAGGUUUUCCGUUUCCCAAAGUGACUUCCGCCUCCGGGUUGACCUUUGCCGGAAGCAGUACAUGGAUGACGUUAAAGUGUUGCGCAGUAAGUGAUUCCGGAAGAAACAGGAGUGCAGCGUGAACAUGGGGAAGCAAAAGAAAACAAGAAGAUAUGCGACCAUGAAGCGAAUGCUUAGUCUCAGAGAUGAGAGACUUAAAGAAAAGGAUAGAUUAAAGCCUAAAAAGAAAGAGAAGAAAGAUCCCAGUGCGCUGAAGGAAAGAGAAGUCCCCCAACAUCCUUCCUGCUUGUUCUUCCAGUACAAUACACAGCUGGGUCCACCGUACCACAUCCUUGUUGAUACCAACUUCAUCAACUUUUCCAUCAAAGCCAAACUCGACUUAGUGCAGUCCAUGAUGGACUGUCUGUACGCCAAGUGUAUCCCUUGUAUAACUGAUUGUGUGAUGGCUGAAAUUGAGAAAUUGGGCCAGAAGUACCGAGUGGCACUGAGAAUCGCCAAGGAUCCACGAUUUGACCGACUUCCGUGCACACACAAAGGAACCUAUGCUGAUGACUGCUUGGUACAGAGAGUCACUCAGCACAAGUGCUACAUUGUGGCUACAGUUGAUCGGGACCUCAAACGAAGAAUCCGGAAGAUCCCUGGAGUUCCUAUCAUGUACAUUUCUAACCAUAGGUACAACAUUGAACGGAUGCCAGAUGAUUAUGGAGCUCCUCGGUUCUAAUUCUUACCUGACCACAUUCACCUGCGUUUCUUUACCAGCUUUCUCUGUUGUCAGUUAAUUAAACACACUUUCUGUUGUUUUUUUUUAUCAUUUGUCUCAGUUUUAAAAAUAACUGCAUCUUUAAAAAAUUAUAUUAUUAAAAUGUGUAUAU
Microtus ochrogaster (prairie vole) is the source of this 1204-nucleotide messenger RNA. It is a transcript of the gene Fcf1, whose product is annotated as FCF1 rRNA-processing protein. The record is from RefSeq and is a predicted model, not a curated record. Lineage: Eukaryota; Metazoa; Chordata; Mammalia; Rodentia; Cricetidae. Gene Ontology annotation, cellular component: small-subunit processome.